UCUCUCUCUGCUCAGUAGCCAGUAUUAUAAAUGACUCUCCCCCUCUGUUCUUCACUCUCCACCUUCGGAUAAAGAAAACUAGAGAGAGAAAAUCUAGAGAGAGAAACUAGAGAGAGAGAAAGUUUAAGAAUGGAGGGGAAAGAGGAGGAUGUGAGCUUAGGAGCAAACAAGUACUCAGAGAGGCAGCCAUUAGGAACCUCCGCGCAAACCAAGGACUACAAGGAGCCGCCGCCGGCGCCGCUGUUCGAGCCCGGCGAGCUCAAGUCGUGGUCGUUCUGGAGAGCCGGCAUUGCCGAGUUCGUCGCCACCUUUCUGUUUCUCUACAUCACCGUCCUGACUGUCAUGGGUGUUUCCAAGUCACCAAGCAAGUGCUCCACCGUCGGAAUUCAGGGUAUCGCUUGGGCUUUCGGCGGCAUGAUCUUCGCCCUCGUCUACUGCACCGCCGGAAUCUCUGGUGGGCACAUAAAUCCAGCAGUGACAUUUGGUCUGUUCCUAGCAAGAAAGCUGUCUCUAACCAGAGCAGUUUUCUACAUAGUGAUGCAAUGUCUUGGUGCAAUCUGUGGUGCUGGUGUGGUUAAGGGUUUCCAGCCUAAGAUCUACCAGGCAAUGGGUGGUGGUGCUAAUGUAGUUAACCAUGGUUACACGAAGGGGAGUGGCCUUGGUGCUGAGAUUAUCGGCACUUUCGUCCUCGUUUACACCGUCUUUUCCGCUACCGAUGCCAAGAGAAACGCUAGAGAUUCACAUGUCCCUCUUUUGGCUCCACUCCCAAUUGGAUUUGCUGUAUUUUUGGUUCACUUGGCAACAAUCCCGAUUACCGGAACGGGCAUCAACCCGGCCCGAAGUCUUGGUGCAGCUAUCAUUUUCAACAACGAUCAUGCAUGGGAUGACCAUUGGGUUUUCUGGGUUGGACCUUUCGUUGGAGCUGCACUUGCUGCACUUUAUCAUGUGGUUGUUAUUAGAGCCAUCCCAUUCAAGAGUGGUCACUGAACAUAAACCAACCUCUCAUUCUGCUUGUUGAUUUUCUUGCUUAUCUACUUUUAAUCUAGAAUCGUGUUUGUAUGUUUGUUUGUUUGUUGUAAUUGACGCUUUUAAGUCUCUUCUAAUUAUGUGUUUUUUUUUUUUUUUUGUAAUUUGGUGUUUCUUGUGUAAAGAUUCAAAUUAUGCUAUUCGAUUCGAGACUCUUCUUUAGAAGUUCGUUUU
This is a messenger RNA of Erythranthe guttata (spotted monkey flower), 1200 nucleotides long. Its product is annotated as aquaporin PIP1-2. Gene Ontology annotation, molecular function: channel activity. NCBI's taxonomy places the organism in Eukaryota, Viridiplantae, Streptophyta, Magnoliopsida, Lamiales, Phrymaceae. Gene Ontology annotation, cellular component: membrane. Gene Ontology annotation, biological process: transmembrane transport. The record is from RefSeq and is a predicted model, not a curated record.